ACAGCUGCUUUCUUUUUGAAAAUCAUGUUGCGAGAAAGAGGUAAUUUAUUCCAUGCUAAUUACUACCAAACAAAUUGAACUUUCCAAAUGAUUGGGUUUUGAAGUUUAUAUGCAUAUACGCUAGGUUAAACAACAACAACACUUGAUCUGGUCAAGACUUCGGUUUGGCAAAGAGAGAAACACUUGUCACACUUCACUGUUUGUUUAGACUACAGUGAUGUCGUCUGUAAGAUGUCCGCUAAAGAUAUCAAAAUAUCAAAGAUCAAUCGAUGUAAUAUGCCGUCGAUAAUUGGGACUGAAUCUAAGCGGAUGGUUUGAGYCAGUAUAAAUCGUCAAUUCAAUGGCCGCAAAUCUUAGCAACAAUACACUUCAAUAURCUACAGCGAGGCAUKUUUCUGUAGUUUAUCUCAUCAUAAUUGGAAUAGUAGGAAUUGUUAGUAACUUGUUGGUCGUUAUAGUGUUUGCCAAAUAUGAAAGACUGCGUACUGCUGCUAAUUUAUUUAUUCUAAACCUGGCRGUAUGUGACAUAAUMAUUUCAUCCUUGGACAGCGCUCUGUCAAUUCCUUCAACAUACAGCAAGCGUUGGAUUUUUAGCAGAACUGCUUGCGUAUGUUACGGAUUCUUGCACUAUUUCUUUAUAAGUAUUACUGUGAGCACACUGGCCGCCAUUUCUAUCGACCGUUUCUUCCACAUCACUAAGCCAACGCAAGUACAAACAUGGAGGAUUACGCGGACAAGAGCAUUAGGWAUGCUGUCUGUGAUCUACAUUUACGURUUGCUUUUUACAUUCCCGCCAUUGACUGGUUGGAACUCGUUUGUAACUGAAGACUACUUUUACAGUGGUUGCUAUAUAAACUACAGCGAUCAAGAUCCAGCCGCUAUUGGAUAUUCAGUGRUCGCGUCUGUGUUCCUAUUCUUGGCACCUUUAAUUAUCAUGRUCGUGUGUUAUCAUAGCAUAUACAGGGCUGUUCGAAAGAGCACUCGUAGGACUAUUGGGAGAAAACUAGGGCCUCCGGGAACUCCGGCUGGGCUGAGAAGGAAGUACCCCUUAUUUAAAAGAACACAUGUUCAGACAGCUAAAAUGAUAGUCGUGGUCAUAUUCUUCUGUGUCAUCGUCUGGCUCCCGUUUGUCGUUGUUUCUUUAAUUAAGGCAUUCACUGGCAAUUCAGUKGUGUCACCUUUGGGCUCCCACAUUACGCUUCUCAUUACCAAGUCUUGCGUGGUAUACAACGUACUAAUUUACGUAUUUUUAAACCGAAAGCUCAAAUCCGCAAUAACGCUACUGAUAUGUUGUGGAAAACCUCCCACAUGGAUGAGCAAAAACACCAAAAGUUCGAUUUCUAAGAUGCGAUUAAGUAAAGUGSUGAGUGAAACGGAUAGAGAGAUCCCAUCGGAUGUGAUGCGCAACCGCUUGAGCACACUAGCAGCUUUUGCGGAGCGCGAAAAUCACUCAGAAAACAGUUCAGAGCAGCCCACGCCUAAUGAGAAGCCAAAAGAAGUGGGAAUUAUCAAUACAGGAAUYAGUUSUUCUCCRCCGUCAUCUUUAUUAAGAAAUGGGGCAACCAAAACAAAUUCUUACCACGAUUUAAAGCUAUCUUCUAGUUUAAAAGCUGUUGCGUUUGAUGACAUAGCCUUGAGUGGCGUAAAUGAUCUCACAGGAGAACAUGAAACUAAAGUAUCUAAAUUGAGGUCAYCAUGUCAAAUACAUUCAGACUCUASACCAAAUGAUAUCCUGUCMUUUAGUGCACUUGAAGAGCAAAAACAAGCACAAAAUGGAAAACCACAUCCGGGUUUCGGAAACUCAGCCAUGGCCGAUGUCACAAAAGUCGAGGCGAACCGGCGAGCGAUUAGAAAAUUGAAUCAUAGAGAAGCUGGAAGUCGAAAGCUUCCCACUGUUCCAAAAACUGGUAAGACAAAGGACAUCGAAAUUGCUCAAAAUAAUAACGAACGCACUAAUAAAAUUGCCACCCCCACAAUUGCUGUCCAGCACAGCAGAGAGAAUUCCUCUUCGACAGUUCUACCGAGUUCCAAUAAUAGUACAAUGAGCGAGACAUCGCUUAAUACAAGUAUAAAAGAUGAUAGCUCUGUUGAUGUAUCCCCAAGAACUUUAUACGCAACGGCAGAAAAACAAAGACAUAUUUCCAAGAAAUCAAACACUAUUAGCUACCGAGGUGGUCGUAAUGCGCAUGCGUCGCUGAAAGAUCGGCUUAAAUUUUCCAGCAAGGAUCCYUUGAAUGUGUCACCKAGYGAAUUGCAGGAAAUCAGGAGUUACUGGAAACGAAUGAGUCUGUGCCUUGACGAGAUCAAUAUUGACGAAGAAAGAGAGAGAGCAAAAAAAAGCCCGCAGACAUGUUCUUCGAUAUCGAUCACGCGAGAACAAUGUUUUUCUCUUGUCACUCAAUCGGGCGAUUUUGCACUUGAAGAGCAAAAACAAGCACAAAAUGGAAAACCACAUCCGGGUUUCGGAAACUCAGCCAUGGCCGAUGUCACAAAAGUCGAGGCGAACCGGCGAGCGAUUAGAAAAUUGAAUCAUAGAGAAGCUGGAAGUCGAAAGCUUCCCACUGUUCCAAAAACCGGUAAGACAAAAGACAUCGAAAUUGCUCAAAAUAAUAACGAACUCACUAAUAAAAUUGCCACCCCCACAAUUGCUGUCCAGCACAGCAGAGAGAAUUCCUCUUCGACAGUUCUACCGAGUUCCAAUAAUAGUACAAUGAGCGAGACAUCGCUUAAUACAAGUAUAAAAGAUGAUAGCUCUGUUGAUGUAUCCCCAAGAACUUUAUACGCAACGGCAGAAAAACAAAGACAUAUUUCCAAGAAAUCAAACACUAUUAGCUACCGAGGUGGUCGUAAUGCGCAUGCGUCGCUGAAAGAUCGGCUUAAAUUUUCCAGCAAGGAUCCYUUGAAUGUGUCACCKAGYGAAUUGCAGGAAAUCAGGAGUUACUGGAAACGAAUGAGUCUGUGCCUUGACGAGAUCAAUAUUGACGAAGAAGUUUAGAAAUUUCUAUGUGCAAGUACAGAUGUUUCAGCAGUUAGUACUAUUGCCUGCGGUCUGCGGUUUCUCUUCGCGAUAGAGAGAGAGAGCAAAAAAAAGCCCGCAGACAUGUUCUUCGAUAUCGAUCACGCGAGAACAAUGUUUUUCUCUUGUCACUCAAUCGGGCGAUUUGUACUAACAGAUCACUUGUGCCAUAUUGCCACUAAUCAAGAAUUGACGUAAAAAUAUGUUAAAAAGGAAGCAACACCACAUUCCACGAGAGAGUUUUAGAUAUACUGAGAACAAGGAGCGAAGUUUCAGUAAAGAUUUCUCCUUGUCUCCUUGCCUUCACGGUUCCCUGCGCCAUCUUGAAAGCUAGCUAAGGCUUUGCAUUGAAUUCGGAGACGACCGCUGAGCUUGCAAUGAUAGAUACUAAUAUAUUUCUAUACUAUCACUGCAGGUCACUGCACGCUCAAUGGUCGUCUCGCGUUGAUGGAAAGACACGGUUGUCUCAAGAUUAUUGAAAGUAUUAAACAUCUUAUUGGCUGGCUUGCUAACCAAAUUACAUGACAGGGUUUAGGGUCUUCGCGAAUACCUUUCAUCUUUGUCACUUAGUCAUUUUUCUUCUUAGCAUCUUAUAGUCUGAAAACUCUAAAACUGAAGUGCUCUUUUCAAAAGUGGUGUUUUUUUAACGAGGAUAAUUGCUUAGGUGAUAUAGGGCCACUUGAGCUGACCUGUUAUACACCCUUUUAAUAAGUCCCGAGGUAUUACGUUCUCCGCACUU
This is a messenger RNA of Exaiptasia diaphana, 3755 nucleotides long. RefSeq lists its product as uncharacterized. Gene Ontology annotation, biological process: G protein-coupled receptor signaling pathway. Bases 341 to 2995 code for a protein of 884 amino acids. Gene Ontology annotation, molecular function: G protein-coupled receptor activity. The record is from RefSeq and is a predicted model, not a curated record. Gene Ontology annotation, cellular component: membrane. Lineage: Eukaryota; Metazoa; Cnidaria; Anthozoa; Actiniaria; Aiptasiidae. The transcript is spliced from 3 exons.